UUGUUGCCUUACAGACGAGGUCUCGAGCAGCGGCAUAUACAAAUGAUUGCUCUUGCGGGUACCAUUGGGACGGGACUUUUCCUUGGUUCGGGUCGCGCACUUGUAACUGGCGGACCUGUCGGCAUCUUUCUCGGGUAUCUUCUCACAGGCCUUCUCGUCUCCGGUGUUGUUAUAUCUAUUGCAGAAAUGUCUGCUCUCGUUCCUCUGUCCGGGAGCAUCAUCCGUCAAGCCGAAUACUUCUUCGAUCCCGCUUUAAGCUUUGCCCAGGGUUGGAAUACAAUGUACAACUACUCUGUUGGUAUACCUGCGGAGAUAGUUGCUGCAGGAGUAUUGAUCGAGUUUUGGAUCUCAUCAAGCCAGGUCAUUUGGAUAACAGUGUUAGGACUGUUAGUAAUAUCAACAAAUCUGUUGUUCAUAAGAGUUUAUGGGGAGAUGGAAUUUGUGUUUGCAAUACUUAAGAUUUUGCUCAUCGUUGGACUGAUUAUCAUGGGUCUUUGUAUCGAUCUUGGAGGAGUGUCAGGUCAACCUCGUCUCGGAUUUCACUACUGGAGGGACCCGGGUCCGUUUAUUCAAUACCUUUCUAUCCCUGGUCCUCUUGGUCGUUUCUGCGGCUUCUGGACUACUUUCUCUAAUGCUGCUUACGCCUACUCUGGGGUCGAAGGCAUUGCCAACGCUGCUGCCGAAACCCGCAAUCCUCGUCGAAACAUUCCUAAAGCGGCAAAAAGAAUAUUUGUGCGCGUGUUGAUUUUUUAUGUGCUCUCCGUUUUCGUCGUAACGUUGCUUGUUCCGUCAAACUCGGAAGAUCUGUUGAGCGCACAGGGGAAGGGAAAUGCAGCACAGUCUCCGUUCGUGAUUGCGGCAAGUUUGGCGGGCAUCAAGGUCGUACCACAUAUAAUGAAUGCGGUAGUCUUGACUAGUGCCUGGUCCGCAGCGAAUUCUGGUAUGCUGACCAGUACACGAACAUUAUAUGGUCUUGCCCGUGAGGGCCAUGCUCCCAAAUUUCUUCUUUGGACCAAUCGCUUUGGGAUUCCCUACAUGUGUGUUAUAUGUGUUGGUGUUUUUAUCGCUCUGGGAUAUAUGACUUUGUCCAACAAUGCCUCCAUCGUGUUUGCUUGGUUCCAAGAUCUCGUUUCCACUGCGGCCCUCGUGCAAUGGUGUAUCAUAUGCAUUGUCUAUUUACGAUUCUACUAUGCUUGUCAACGGCAGAAAAUCGACAGAUAUACCGAACUUCCUUGGGCAGGUCCUUUCCAGCCUUAUGCUGCGUGGGUGUCGUUGCUAAGCUUUGCAACUAUUUUGUUAACGGCGGGGUAUCCGGUCUUCAUCAAGGGCGAUUGGAACUCAGAGGAAUUCAUUGGUGCUUAUUUUAACCUCCCGUUAAUCUUUGGGUUGUUCUUUGGAUAUAAAUGGGUGAAAGGAACGAAGCUGGUAGGGUUAGAAGAAAUGCCGGUCAAAUAUUACAUCGAGAUUGCGAAGGAGAAUCCGGAGGAGGAUGAUAAGCCAACGAAGGGGUGGAGAAGAUUCACAAUCCUUUGGACAUAA
Messenger RNA from Lentinula edodes (shiitake mushroom), 1539 nucleotides. Its product is annotated as amino acid permease/ SLC12A domain-containing protein. The annotation marks the transcript as partial. The record is from RefSeq and is a predicted model, not a curated record. Gene Ontology annotation, biological process: amino acid transmembrane transport. Gene Ontology annotation, molecular function: amino acid transmembrane transporter activity. Lineage: Eukaryota; Fungi; Basidiomycota; Agaricomycetes; Agaricales; Omphalotaceae. Gene Ontology annotation, cellular component: membrane. The transcript is spliced from 6 exons.